UUGACCCCAGGCGCCCUUCCACCUUCCCCAGGUGGAGCAGAGGCUGGGCUGCCAGACUGCCUGCUGAUGCUGGCCUACAGGGACAAGGCGGAGCGGGCCAGGGGCCUGCGGGAGCGCAGCAGCCUGACGCUGGAGGACAUCUGCGGCCUGCAGCCCGGCCUGCCCUACGAGGGCCUGGCCCACACGCUCGCCAUCGUUUGCCUGUCGCAGGCCGUCAUGCUGGGCUUCGACAGCCGAGAAGCCAUGUGCGCCUGGGACGCCCGGAUCCGCUACGCACUUGGCGAGGUGCAUAGGUUCCACGUAACAGUGGCUCCAGGCACCAAGCUGGAGAGCGGCCCGGCCACCCUCCACCUCUGCAACGACAUCCUCGUCGUGGCCAGGGACGUCCCUCCGGCCGUCACGGGGCAGUGGAAGCUGUCUGACCUCCGGCGCUACGGGGCCGUGCCCAACGGAUUCAUCUUUGAAGGCGGGACCAGGUGUGGGUACUGGGCCGGAGUCUUCUUCCUGUCCUCGGCCGAGGGAGAGCGGAUCAGCUUCCUGUUCGACUGCAUCGUCCGCGGCAUCUCCCCGACCAGGGGCCCCUUUGGGCUGCGGCCGGUCCUCCCAGACCUGAGCCCUGGGGGUCCCGCCACGGUGGAGGAGCGCGUGGCCCAGGAGGCCCUGGAGGCCCUGCAGUUGGAGAAGCGGCUCAGCCUCCUCUCCCAUUCCUGCCGGCCAGGCAGCGGAGGGGAUGACCGCAGCCUGUCCAGCUCGUCGUCGGAGGCCAGCCACUCGGACGUCAGCGCCAGCAGCCGGCUCACAGCGUGGCCAGAGCAGUCCUCGUCCUCGGCCGGCAUGUUGCAAGAGGGGCCCGGGCUGGCGGCGGCCCAGGCCCCUGGGGAGGCCGCGCUGGGCGCCUCGAGGCCGCCCCCGAAGCCGCUGCGGCCGCGGCAGCUGCAGGAGGUUGGCCGCCAGAGCUCGUCGGACAGCGGCAUCGCCACGGGCAGCCACUCCUCCUACUCGGGCAGCUUCUCGUCCUGCGCCGGCAGCAGCCUGGACGUGUGGCGCGCUGGCGACGACUUCGGCUCGCUGCUCAGCCUGCCGCCGGCGGGGGCGCCCGAGCCCAGCCUGUGCGCCUGCCCGCCGGGCGCGGCCGAGUACCAGGUGCCCGCUGCGCUGAGGCCCCACUACGACACGCCGCGCAGCCUGCGCCUCGGCCCCCGCGACCCGCCCGCGGCGCACGGCGGCCCCGACAGCGCGGGGCCCGGGGACUCGGGCGGCCAGACGUCCGCGGCCUGUCCCUCCGGCUGGCUGGGUGCGAGACGGCGGGGACAGGCGACGGAGGCCCCCGGCGGCGAGCCCGCACUGCCCAGCCCGGCCCCCGGCGAGUCCUGGGAGGCGGCCGUGCCCCCCGCCGGGCCCCCAACCGCUUUCUUUUCCGCGUGUCCCGUCUGUGGAGGCCUCAAGGGAGCGGCUGCCUCCCCACCUGGGAUCCUGACGGCGCGCGCAGGUAGGCCCGGUCCCCUGGGGGUCACCACCCUGGGGCCCGAGAGCCCGCGCCGCGAGGCGCCCACCUACGUGAACCUCCCCGCCAGCCCCUCCUCCACGACGCAGCUGCACUACAUGGGCCUGGAGCUCCCGGAGGCGGGCGCGGGGAUCCGAGGGGCCGGCGCUUCCCGCUACGCACAGAUCGACAUCACAGCCACCGAGGUGGCCCACCGGGUGGGGGCCCGGCAUGCACAGAGCCGGGAGGAGCGGCUGCCCGAGCUGGAGCAGAGGAGAAUGGGGGCCCCACAGUGA
Molecule: messenger RNA, 1779 nt
Organism: Ceratotherium simum simum (southern white rhinoceros)
Lineage: Eukaryota; Metazoa; Chordata; Mammalia; Perissodactyla; Rhinocerotidae
Source: RefSeq, a predicted model, not a curated record